Molecule: messenger RNA, 1248 nt
Organism: Aspergillus fumigatus Af293
Lineage: Eukaryota; Fungi; Ascomycota; Eurotiomycetes; Eurotiales; Aspergillaceae
Product: 3'(2'),5'-bisphosphate nucleotidase
Exons: 1
Coding region: 1-1248 (415 amino acids)
Biological process (GO): phosphatidylinositol phosphate biosynthetic process; sulfate assimilation
Molecular function (GO): 3'(2'),5'-bisphosphate nucleotidase activity
Source: RefSeq, a predicted model, not a curated record
AUGGGUCCUCGGUCUAUAAAUACGGAUGAUUGCUGCUCGGUUCGCCGGUCGUCCUUCUCAAUCUUCUCCUGUCUUGUCCUCUGCUCCACUCUUCUGCUCGGAGUCAGUAUCAUCUUUAAAACCCCCCCGCGCAUAUUUGCCUCCCUCCCCGCUGCGUCUUCUUCACCCAACUAUACCCACACUGCCAACAUGUCCUACCAACAAGAGCGCUACAUUGCCGAACUCGCUGUUCAGCGAGCAACACUUCUGACACAGAAAGUUUUCCACGAGAAGGCCAAGGGCACAGUUUCAAAGGACGACAAAUCGCCCGUCACCAUCGGCGACUUCGGCGCUCAAGCUCUAAUCAUCCAGGCCCUCCGCAAGAAUUUCCCCAACGAUGAGAUUGUCGCCGAAGAGGAGGCUAACUCUCUUCGGGAGGACAAGGCGCUGAGCGCAGAGAUCUGGAGACUGGUCAAGGACAUCAGAUUGGGAGAUAACGAGAGCAAUGAGCUCCUGGGUGGUCUCUUGCCAAGUGAAGAUGCGAUGCUGGACAUCAUCGACCAAGGCAAGAGUGCAGGCGGUCCCAAGGGUCGUAUCUGGGCUCUGGAUCCCAUCGAUGGCACCAAGGGAUUUCUCCGGGGCGGCCAGUAUGCUGUCUGUCUCGGCUUGAUCGAGGACGGAGAUGUGAAGGUCGGCGCCAUUGGUUGCCCCAACUUACCCGUGGACGAUUCGGUUGCCAUGACCGCCAGUAUCGGCGUUGACCAGACUGAUGGUGCCGGCAUGGGAGUACUUUUCUCGGCCAUCAAGGGCCAGGGAUCCAUUAGCCGACCCCUCUCGAAUGGUGCUCUUGCCGAGAGCAAGCCCAUCUCGAUGCGUCCCGUUCCGGAUAUAAAACAGGCUGUCUUCUGUGAAGGAGUUGAGGCUGCCCACUCUGCUCAAGGCGACAACGCUGCCGUCGCUCAGCUCCUGGGUAUCACCUCCCCCAGCGUGCGACUCGACUCGCAGGCCAAGUACUGCUCAAUUGCUAGAGGCGCAGGCGAUAUCUACCUACGGCUACCUGUCAGAAAGGACUACCAGGAGAAGAUCUGGGAUCAUGCGGCUGGCGAUCUCAUUGUCCGCGAGGCUGGUGGACAAGUGACCGAUAUCUAUGGCCAGCGCUUGGAUUUCAGCAAGGGACGCACUUUGGCUGCCAACAAGGGAGUCGUCGCCGCUCCAGAGGCCAUCCAGGACCAGGUUAUUAGUGCCGUCAAGACGGUCCUGAAGCUAUGA